GUUAGCGCCUUUUACCCCCGGACGGGGACGGAUUCUGCCUGAUAAUGGUCCCUAACCUAUGAAGUUAGUGAGUAGCACCAGCCUACUUAGGGAGCCUAUACGCCCUAAGUUAGGGGUGCUGAAUCAGCAAAGUGCACGGGGGAAACGGCUAUUCCCCUCCUCCCCGCCCUCGUGCUUCCUCCCAGCCUCAGAGUUCCUUCGCUUUGAAUCGCGACAUCUGAUUAUUAUUUUGUGUAGGUUGCAGAUCACAGCCCACCUCCGCAACUUGUUUUCAUGGUGCUCUUGUCUGGCCAGGUUGUCUCUGAUGUUUCGAGGCAUCCUCCUGCACCCUCUGCCAGUCAAGCACGGCCUAAGAAGCGAGCGAGAGAGAAUGGUCCAAAGAGAGCACCCUACGUGGCUGCCGCCUGCGACUUUUGCCACGGUAGGAAGUUGAAGUGCUCUGGUGACCGUCCCUGCUCUCGUUGUCAAAAGCAUCAUGUCUCCUGCAGUUACCCCGUCGAGGACAUGCCUGAUCGCCAUCAGCCUGCCUCGGAGACAACGCUUGUCAGUUUAGACGUUCAAUCCGAUUCGAGCACGCUUUUUGCUACAAUUGAUGAUCUUCAAUGGCAAUUGAAAGACCUAAAAUCAAAGCUGAGCCAUACCUCAAUACCACAACCAGCAGCAGUUCCCGCAUCGACCAAUACUGUGCCCUCUGACGUUGUACGAAAUAGAACCAGGGACAAGCAAGGCUCGACACCACAGUCACAGUCGAGGGCUUUAGACGUCUAUGGCGAUGCGAGGAGCUUCGCCUAUAGCAUGAACACUGCCGACGCCCGCCUGUCGAGCAUUGGCGAACCAACUGUCUCUGUUGAUACGCCUGGCGACCUUAUCAAAGCCGACGAGAGCGAGAACCUCUUGUCGAGUCCUCUAGACCCUCAGAUACCCGUCGCCAACCAAGGACAUAAUGCGAAAGACCUAGAGACGUUUAGUGUCGACACUGUCACCCAGUUGUUGGACACGUUUCAGUCGAUCUUUGGGGUUCUCCACCCCCUUGCACAAAUGGAGAGCCUGAAACUGAACGCUUCGAUCCUCCUCCGUGCCCUUAAAAGAUCUUUGUGGACUCAGCCAACCCGACCUGGAGAAUGUGGACUUCUAGAAAUAUUGAAAAUCACUUUGGCAAUAAGCCUGAUAGCACAAUCCGGUGGGCAGACCGAUCUUGCCCGAGCCCUUUACAAAAGUGUCGAACCCGUCGCAUCUGGUGCUGCCUUCUGCACGACGAUCAGCUAUGAUUUCCGAACAUUUCUGCUGCUGCUGGCCAUCUAUCAAUUCGAAAACGGUGAUCUCGUCCUUGGGUGUCGGACGAUCAUGUUUGCGGCUCGGACAGCGGUGGAACAAGGUCUCUACCGCAGGGAGAAACUGGUCAACAGCAUACCAAACCAGCAACAAAGGGAAUCAACGAUCCGCCUUCUCUGGAGCCUGUUUGUCCUCGACAGACAAUUCAACUUCGCUGCUGGCUUGCCACAACAUUUGAGUGACAGUGACGUUGAUCUGCCUUUGCCCAUUGACGCUCCGUACCUCACCGCCAUGUCCCACUAUGUUAUUCUUGGAGCUCAUGCUUGGAAUACCAUAGUGAACAGAGAUACCCUUGCCUUAGGAAAGGGGCCGUCGGGACAGGCCGUGACUUACUUCCGUUACCAGCUUGAUCAAUGGCAUCGGGAUAUGGACCACUCAGUUCGCUUCGAUGCCGCAUUGAUAGAAUCAGACGACGCAUUCUUCGUGAGUUCUGACAACGAAGCUAGCCUGUACAUCAAGGCACUCUUGUAUCUGAGAUGCAAUCAGAUUCAAAUUUUGAUCUUACGACCUAUUUUGAUCUAUCAUCAAGCAGCCCAAAAUAGCCCCGAGCUGAUUGUGGAAGCUGUUGAUAUAGCCAAGAGGUCGAUCCGGGUGCUUCAGAGGAUGUCGGAGAAUGUGGACCUCUACAACACAAGACAGGUGAUCUUGCACCACUUCUUGUCUUCUGCGCUGGCCUUGCUCUUUUUGGCGGUUGCCUACGAUGCAGAAAAUCAGAAAGUCAAAAAUCCAGGUCCCGUUCUGAUGACGGAUAGCUCGGAGAUGCAGAUGGGUCUCGACCUUAUUGACCAACAUCGAGCAUCCUCCGAGUCUGCCGAUCGACUAUGGAGCUGCUUCGCCCCUCCCAGGCAGCACUUGAUCCGCCUUGGCAUUCUGCAGGACAGACAUCGUCAGUCAGAGGGGAUGCGGUCAUCGAGCGCCACGGCUACAGACGUCAGUGGCCAUCAAGACGUCUCAGACGAUCUUGCUGAUUUUGAUCCGCAAUUUGACUAUGGUCAACUGGACAUGGAACCGAUCAACAGUCUUCAGUGGUUGGACUGGGGCGACACUGUCUUCACAGAAUCUUCCGACUCUUUUGGGAUGCCUUCCUGGAUGUGAAGGUUUUUCGCCGUGCAAAGCGGUGAGAGGAGUGACGAGAUGGCCGCAAAGAUCUUCGCGAUACAUUUACUGAACCGCUUUCUGUCUGAGCUCUUCGACACGGCCCAUGCAGACUUGUUAGCGCCGGAGAGACACCGCGCUGAAAAGCUUAGCAACUCUUCAAGC
Exophiala viscosa is the source of this 2592-nucleotide messenger RNA. RefSeq lists its product as uncharacterized. Gene Ontology annotation, biological process: regulation of DNA-templated transcription; DNA-templated transcription. The transcript has 5 exons. Gene Ontology annotation, molecular function: zinc ion binding; DNA binding; DNA-binding transcription factor activity, RNA polymerase II-specific. NCBI's taxonomy places the organism in Eukaryota, Fungi, Ascomycota, Eurotiomycetes, Chaetothyriales, Herpotrichiellaceae. The coding region runs from base 274 to 2427 and encodes 717 amino acids. The record is from RefSeq and is a predicted model, not a curated record.